AUGGGUAGUGCAUUUUCUGCUCUCGAUGCCUGGCUGAACUUCAGCAACACCUUGACUGUCGUAAGGCAGUCCUUUCCCCCUAAACCCACCUUUAGUACGGACCAAAUUCCCGAUCUCACAGGCCAAGUAAUAAUUGUGACUGGAGGAAAUACUGGACUUGGGAAGGAAGUUAUUACGAGACUCCUCGAACACAAUGCCAAGGUCUACCUAGCGGCGCGGAGUAAAGAAAAAGCCGAUGCUGCCAUCAAGGACCUGAAGGAACUGACUGGCAAAGAGGCAAUAUUCUUGAUGUUGGACUUGACCAGCUUCGCCUCCGUUCGCCGGGCUGCUGCGGAAUUCCUCGGCAAAGAGAAGGAGUUGCAUGUCCUCUUCAACAACGCGGGUGUCAUGGCGUCUCCCAUUAGUUUCCUCACGGUUGAAGGAUACGAUAUGCAGUUCGGAACCAACGUAAUUGGACAUUACCUAUUCACGAAGCUCCUAAUACCUGCUCUUGUUGCUGGGAAGGACACUUCACCAGACUAUCAUGCCCGCAUAAUCCACACGUCGUCAUCAGCAGCGUACCUGUCUACGAUGGAUUUCGACACGUUCGUACCCGGGCCCGCAAGGUUAAAAUUGUCUCCGACCAGUCUCUACGCCCAAAGUAAAUUUGCAAACGUAGUAGUGUCACGGCAAUUCGCAAAGCGCUAUGCCGAUCAAGGCAUCGUCUCUAUCGCCGUUGAUCCAGGUAACAUCCGAACAGACGUGUUGCGGAAUUAUGGGUUCUUCCUUCAGAAGCUCUGGGAUCUCCUCCUUUCGCCCGUAGACCUAGGUGCCCUUACCCAACUAUACGCAGGUACAAUGCCAGAGGCGGUGAAUCACAACGGCAAGUUUUUGAUUCCUUAUGCGCGAGUCGGCGUCUGCAGAAAGGAGGCAUACGACGAUGCGCUCGGUGAAUGCUUGUGGAACUGGCUUGAAGAAGAGGUCGCCUCCAAGUAG
This is a messenger RNA of Sparassis crispa, 975 nucleotides long. RefSeq lists its product as uncharacterized. The coding region runs from base 1 to 975 and encodes 324 amino acids. Lineage: Eukaryota; Fungi; Basidiomycota; Agaricomycetes; Polyporales; Sparassidaceae. The record is from RefSeq and is a predicted model, not a curated record. The transcript is spliced from 10 exons.